AUGGUUUCCUUCUCGUGCGAGGCGUGCGGCGACGUCUUGACCAAGAAGAAGCUCGACCCCCAUCGAAAUCGUUGUCGAGGGGCUACCUUCACUUGCAUUGAUUGCAUGGUGUACUUUCCCGGUACCGAAUACCGCACGCAUACGAGUUGCAUCAGCGAGGCACAGAAGUAUCAAGGUGCCCUCUAUCGAGAGAAGAAAGCAAAGCCGGCGCCCAGCGGAAACAACCAAGCGGCGCAAAACGCCAUGGCCCACGCAGCCUAUGUCGAGGACGUCGCGGAGGACUACGAUUCAUGGCGGGAGUAUGAGCAGCACAGCGAUGACGAUGGCCACUCACCGAACCCCCCUCCGGAGGCGCCAACUCCUCCGUCCGCAGCCGAGCCGGUCAACGUCUUCGACUUCCUGGUUAGCAAUCCCACGCCAACCGCCUCCAGUCUGUCCCUACCUGCCACUGCUCCCAUCCAACACAACGAGGAGACAGCUCUUGUUCGUUUCGAUCCGGAGGCCAAUGGCUUGGACAGUGCUUUGGACGAUGACAGCGCCAUGGUUCAGUACGGUAGCGGCCCGGUACCAGUAUCCCAGUUUGAGACACCUGCGCCAAAGCCUGCGCGUAGGAAGGUGAAGGAUGGGGACAAGGAAGCCAAGAAGGAUAAGAAGCGCAAGAGGUUACACAUCGAAACGGACCACAUCAUGACCGACGCGCCGCCGGUUCUACACUCGGGACUGACCGGCGGCAUCAAUCGCUUGAUGUCCAGACCCAAUGUCUUUCCGCCAUCGCCCGAUUACUCGGGUAGCGGCGACGCCGCCGAGACGCCUGCUAGCCCCCUAAAGAAGGCCAAGUCCAAGCACCACAAAUCCAGCCGGACAGAAUCGCUCGGCAACAGCCUCAUGGCCAUGAUCUCUUCCGGGUCCAAGCCUAAAUCAUCAUCAUCCAAGAAGCGAACAAAGACAAAGUCGAGUUCGUCGUCGUCCAAGAAGAAGAAGCGUACCACUACCGCAGGAGCAAAGAGCCUAGAAGGCCCAAAGGAGCAGAAACUCCUCGAGUUCAGGCCCGGUUCCAAGGACGGAGAGACUGCCGCCGCGGCCGGCAGGGAAAUGGUUGUUUACAAGCCGCGCGCCGAGCACUUCCUCAGCUUUGUCAACAAGGGCCCCGACAGCGAGCGCGGGUGCAGUGUUAACAAGGCCCUAAAGCGCUACCACCGCGAGAGGAACGCGUCGGGCGUGAGCUUGAGCAAGCUGAUGGAGGAGAAGGAACUUUUCCGGUCGUUGAGGAUGAAAAAGAAUGAUAGGGGGGAAAUUGUUCUGUUUUGUAUCUCAGAUUGA
Canariomyces notabilis is the source of this 1320-nucleotide messenger RNA. RefSeq lists its product as uncharacterized. Gene Ontology annotation, cellular component: nucleolus. The record is from RefSeq and is a predicted model, not a curated record. Gene Ontology annotation, biological process: negative regulation of transcription by RNA polymerase II; rRNA processing. Bases 1 to 1320 code for a protein of 439 amino acids. Gene Ontology annotation, molecular function: DNA binding. NCBI's taxonomy places the organism in Eukaryota, Fungi, Ascomycota, Sordariomycetes, Sordariales, Chaetomiaceae. The transcript has 3 exons.